Dichomitus squalens LYAD-421 SS1 is the source of this 1101-nucleotide messenger RNA. It is a transcript of the gene MnP6-short, whose product is annotated as manganese-dependent peroxidase. NCBI's taxonomy places the organism in Eukaryota, Fungi, Basidiomycota, Agaricomycetes, Polyporales, Polyporaceae. Gene Ontology annotation, biological process: cellular response to oxidative stress; hydrogen peroxide catabolic process; response to reactive oxygen species. Bases 1 to 1101 code for a protein of 366 amino acids. The record is from RefSeq and is a predicted model, not a curated record. Gene Ontology annotation, molecular function: heme binding; peroxidase activity. The transcript has 4 exons.
AUGGUCUUCAAAGCCCUCCUCAUCUCUGUCCUCGCUGCAUUUCAGAUCACUAAAGGCGCCCUCAUUCGUCGUGCCACCUGCUCCGACGGCACAGUAGUGGCCAACAGCGCGUGCUGCGUUCUGAUUCCGGUCAUUCAGGACAUUCAGGAGAACCUCUUCGACGGUGGCGAGUGCGGGGAGGAGGUGCACGAGUCCCUUCGUCUCACCUUCCAUGAUGCAAUCGGUAUUUCUCCCGCCAUUGCCGCAACGGGCGUUUUCGGAGGUGGAGGCGCCGACGGUUCAAUAAUCCUCUUCGAGGACAUCGAGCCCAACUUCCACGCCAACAACGGUGUCGACGAGAUCAUUGACGAGCAAAAGCCUAUCAUCGCGAAGCACAACAUUACGACCGCGGACUUCAUCCAGUUGGCGGGUGCGAUCGGCGUCUCGAACUGCCCUGGUGCUCCUCAACUAAAUGUCUUCAUCGGCCGUCCCGAUGCGACGCAGCCUGCGCCGGACAAGACCGUCCCCGAGCCAUUCGAUUCUGUCGACAGCAUCCUCGCCCGUUUCCAAGACGCGUUCUCCGACGUCGGCGGCUUCACUCCUGCUGAGGUUGUUGCGCUCCUGGCCUCCCACACCAUCGCUGCCGCCGACCACGUCGACCCUAGCAUCCCCGGCACACCCUUCGACUCGACCCCCGAGCUUUUUGACACCCAGUUUUUCAUCGAGACCCAGCUUCGCGGCACGUUGUUCCCCGGCACAGGGGGCAACCAGGGUGAGGCCCAGUCCGCACUCGCGGGGGAGCUCCGCCUCCAGUCCGACUCAGAGCUCGCGCGCGACUCGCGUACGGCGUGCGAGUGGCAGUCGUUCGUGAACAACCAGGCGAAGCUCCAAUCUGCGUUUAAGGCCGCUUUCCGCAGGAUGUCCAUCCUCGGCCACGACGAGAGCUCGCUCAUCGACUGCUCCGAUGUCGUCCCCGUGCCUCCUGCGCCCGCUUCUGAUGCGCACUUCCCCGCCGGGCAGACCAUCGACGAUGUCGAGCAGGCGUGCGCCUCUACUCCGUUCCCCACUCUCCCCACCGACCCUGGCCCAGCUAGCUCUGUCGCCCCUGUUCCCCCUUCCUAA